ACCACGACCGACGCGUCGGGCCAUACCGUCACCUAUAGUGAGAAGCGAUACAAAUGCGAUAAAUGCACGAAAACCUAUGGCCGCGACCGACACCUCAAACGGCACCAGAAGCGCCGACACGGCGUACGCGAGCCGUACAGGUGCUGGUGGAGUGGCUGCGAACGCCGGUACCCCAAAGAGUUCCGACUUAAGGCACACAUACGGGACUUACACCGCACGCGUGACUAUCCCUUCCGGUGCCGAUACGGUCAGUGCGAGCGGCGGUUUGAGUGCGAACGGCUGCUCAAUAUGCACCGGUUUAGAGCCCACGACGUGGACUACCCGUACCGGUGCCGUCGCGGGCUGUGCGGCGUUACCGACGGUUUGGUUGGUUACACAACAAUGAAUGCGCUGCGACAGCACGAGUUUGCAAAGCACUGUCCGUACAAAUGUCAUUACGAGCGUUGCGAUCGGGCGUACGAUGCGAUGGAAAAGUUACGGCAACACCGGCUCCGGUGUUGGUAUCGGUCGGCCGCGAAGGACAUGCCCUCCGCUUCCAACUGGUCCUACAGGUCCGAAGACAGGACUUAUGUGUGCAAUGAUUGCAGCGAAAGGUUUACCAAUUGGACAGAACUGAAGACCCAUAUGUCCCGUUCCCACAAAUGUGAUGAUAAGCGCGCGUCGGCCGCGCGGGACAGCCCAUCCACGGCCGCCGCCACCGCCGCCGCCCCGAUGUUCAACAAAUCCAAUAACGAUUCAACCGCCGAUGUAUUGCCAAUGAAUGACAUACCGGUGCCCAACGAUACUGACAACACGACCGGCACUUUCAUUAACGACAUACCGGUGCUCAUCACGGAAAGGGCCGAUCCAUCGCCCGUACGGCCUAUUCUGGACCCCUUAAAGCCGGUGCUGACGCCCAUACCUACUGACAGUGAACGCAGCGCUGAUAACACUAUAACUAACACUAUUAGCAAUGACUGUCCAAUGAGUGGCGAAGCGAGUGAUAAUCCGCCAUCGAGUGGCCACAGCGUUGAUAGCGCAGGCACUGGUCGUCCAACACAGGGCUCACAAUCGCAACCGCUAUACAAAUGCGAUGAAUGCGACCAACAAUUUCUGUUUGGACCCAAUCUGGCCGACCAUAAGGCCUGCGCCCACUCGACGACCCGCCAGUACGGCUACGUAUGCCAGCCGUGCGAACACGCGUUCGCCAAUCAAACGCUGUUGGAUAUACACGUGCGGGACAUACAUGUGAUGCUUAAAAACACUAAUAAUGACAACUCGUUUCACAAUAGUAUAUGUGCGCCGACACGACCGCCCAGUGCCGCCGCUGGCCAUCCGGUCACUUCCUAUCCGCCGAUUGUUGAUCUCGACAGCGAUUCCGCGCCUGAAGACUGCGCUUUCAGUGACGGGCCGUCCGACGGGUCCACCGAUGAUAACGCUGUCACCGAUACUACCGAUUCCGAGGAGAGCUCCGGCGAUGACAACACAUCCCUUGACAGCACAUCCCGUGACAGCACAUCCCAUGACAGGUUGCCCAUCACCACCAGUGCCGCCGCCGCCAUCAUUGAAAAUACUGUCACCAAUACUACCCGUGCCGUCGCUGAGCCAUCGCCGAAGCACUCGGCAAACGUAUGCCGCGAAUGCGAUCAAUCAUUCAAAAAGCUCGAAGACCUGAACCAACACAGACACGCUGUCCACUCCGUGCCGCCGCCGUACCGGUGCUCAGCCCAGGGAUGCGGCAAAAGUUAUUACACAAAGUGGCGGCUCAAGAGUCACUGUCGCGAACACAAAUCGCCCAACAAGUGUCAUCUGUGCUACAAGUGGUUACGGCGACCCCUGGAUCUCAUCCGACACAAUCACGCCGUUCACCACUUGCCGUUGCCCUACCCGUGCGAUUAUGACGGGUGCGAAAAACAAUUUAUUACUAAAACACAGUUAAUUUGGCACAAAUAUAACGCCAAUCACUUUACGGCUAACGAUCACGACAUGCGGUCAAGCGAUACGUCCACCGCCUCCUCAGUCCCAGUGGCCAACAGUGUGGCCAACAAUAAUGACUAUUGGCUAAUGGCUAUGACUAUUGGUUCGCUAUUAUUAUCACCGGCGGACACAACUCCUACGGCUGUCGAUGUGAUUCCCGGUGCCGACGAUACGAUGGCCAGUCAGGCGCCGCCGUUCGACACCACACCGCAGAUGACGGCAAACGACGGGUUAAAGUGCGACAAAUGCGACGAGUGUUUCGCUCAAGACACUGAUCUCAAUGAACACAAGCGCCACAUCCAUGACCACCACUAUCGGUGCGGUUAUAGCGAUUGCGACAAAACAUUUUCAACCCAAGACCUACUGAAUAGCCAUACAGUAGACGCCAAUCACACGCCGGACACUAACAUAGCGGCCGAUACAACACAGAUCGCCGAUGCGGUGAUCGCCGCUACACCGGAACCGUUACACCCGGUGUCUGACCUCUUAGAGCCGCCCAUACCUACCGAUAGUGACCUCAGCGCUGAUAACACUAUAACUAACACUAAUACUAUUAGCAAUGACCAUACAAUGAGUGUUAUGGAGAUAUCGGCGCCAAACAACACACUCACUAUCGACAUACCAGCCCUCCCGGUGCCCGCCCUAGCAGUCAGUCCGCAAUUGUUGGCUAAUUAUAUGAACGCCAGCAUUAGCUCAAUCGACACCACAUAUCAUAACACCGGCACUACUGGUCCUACACCGGGCUUACCGUCGCCUUUACGAGCCACGAGCCAAGUGUUGUUUACAUGCGAUGAAUGCGACCAAACAUUUAUAUUUCUGUCAAAUCUGGCCGAACAUAAGGCCUGUGCCCACGCGAUCACAUCGUCCGCCGUAACAAUAGAUAAAGCGAUGACCACUGGAAACACUGUCACCGAUACACCGACACAUGAAUCGGUGAAUCAAACACUGACCACUACUGGUGUCAACACUUUACCCGCACCUAAUAGCCGGGUGGAUAACAACGGUGCCGGUGAUACUACCAGCCGACCCGUUACUACCACUACCGCCGCCGUUGCGAACAAAUCGCCGCCGGUUCCCGCGCCGGCAUUCAUGUGCGACAAAUGUCACAAACGUUUCCAUUUUGAACGCAAUCUCAAACAACACGAACUCACAAUCCAUACAACCCAUAGCCGCCGGCCCGACACCCGUACCGCUCGUUCUCCAGUCACACCCAUAGUUAGUACGAGUGCGGCGAUCGACACCACGACCUCCGAUGCCGUUACUACUCCAUCGAUGGCCGCGAAGCUGGUCUACAACUGUGACAAAUGUCCCAAACGUUUUCAUUGGGGAAGUGAUCUCAAGAAACACAAACUCUCCGCCCAUAAUAACAUACCCCUCACCUACCGGUGCCGUUACGAGGGCUGCGCCAACGUCUACGCCACCAAAGCCUUGUUGUGUCAACACUUACGGGAGUUUCAAACUCAUCGUAUUAUGGAUAGUAAGCUAAUGGCCGGCACUUCCCGGGGCCGAAACGAGACCCGCCGUCCGAGAGCUUUAUUACGGGACAGUACUGUGUGUAGUGAGCAAAAGGCCAGCACCAGUACAAUCACUCAGUUGUUGGUCACAUCGAUAGUCGAC
Medioppia subpectinata is the source of this 3573-nucleotide messenger RNA. The record is from the annotation of a GenBank genome assembly. NCBI's taxonomy places the organism in Eukaryota, Metazoa, Arthropoda, Arachnida, Sarcoptiformes, Oppiidae.